Molecule: messenger RNA, 932 nt
Organism: Saccostrea cuccullata (small rock oyster)
Lineage: Eukaryota; Metazoa; Mollusca; Bivalvia; Ostreida; Ostreidae
Exons: 2
Coding region: 6-932 (308 amino acids)
Source: RefSeq, a predicted model, not a curated record
GUCCGAUGGGUUCUUAUGGCCAAAAUUGUUCCAAGGCAUGCAUAAAACCGAAGUUUGGCUGGCUCUGCUACUACACAUGCGAAUGUGAUAUUGAUGAAUGUGACAUUGUAAAGGGAUGUCUAAACGAGAGUGAUUUCAGCACCUUGUUACCUGACAGUACAACCAUCACACCAAUAUACGUGUCACCAGCAUCAAGACAAGACCCGAAAUUCCUUAAUGAUCAGUCAACUAAAACAUCUCAAAAUACACCGGCACUUCCGAUGACAGAAAGUAACAUGGUUAUUGUGCUUACCAUUUCUAUAGCGUCGGGUGUUGUAGUCAUAUGGAUUGUAGCAUUUGCAAUUUUUUGCUGCAUUUCUCGAAAGAAAGUAUCAUUUUUUAAUCACAAGACAGAAAGAUCGGGACCUGAUACGAACGAUGUUGCUGCAAGGACUCACAGAAACCAAGAAGUUGACAUUUACAUGGAAAUUGAAGAAACCCCAGAUAUUUCAAGAGAAGGAGAUAUUGAUACUCCAGACGAGACCAUGACGAGAACAAGUUAUGAUCAGUUAUCUAAAUCAGUAUCAGACUCCUCUAAAUAUCAUGAAAUCGGUAAAUAUUACACUGAUAUUGAGAAAUAUAAGACAUUUACAUCUCACAAGGUUUUGCACAACCAGGUGAAAUUAAAGCGUCACUUCUCAUGGCACCAUGCAUUGGACACCUCAAGCGUAUCAAGUUCCCCAAAGAAAGCCAACAGUUACAUUGACAUAUGUGAAGACGAUACUUAUUUACAGGCUGUUUAUGCUUUAAAAGAUAUUGUAGAUUGUAGGAAAUAUAUAUAUGCUAAUAUGUCUUCUUGCCAUAACUUGAGCUUUAAUUUAAAUUCUAAUGUAGACCAGUCUAGACCAAAACUUGCAGAAUCAUAUGAUGAUUUUAUAGCAAUUCUUAAUUAA